AUGAACGACAGUAUGCUGUCGGAUACCCUUCCAGGGACGGUAGCUCAGGAAACGACACCGGAAGGUGAAGCAUAUAAUGCCGUUUCGGGUGCUAUCAGCAAUUCUGCCUCAAUGACACACAGUCAGUCUUCAAAAGCCCAAACAGCAAUUGGAAACAAUAAAGUACUUCAAGAUGCUCCGGCAGCUGAGGUAACGACGUCGGAUGUCACAGUCGAAUAUUCAAAUAAACCUGGCGAGCCCAGAAAACCACUUACCCUGCUUGAUCUGCCACUUGAUAUUUUAAGAGAGAUUGUCAAAGAGAUUACCCUCACCCACGAUCUGACAUCGCUCGCCCUUACCUGCUCCGCGCUCCAUUCGCUGGCAAUCCCCGCAAUGUAUUCCCGGUUCGAUAUUGUCUGGCCAGAACCCGCGCCCGUAUCGGAUCAACCCAUGGGUGUAGAUGCGCUUUCGUACGGCCUGGCGACAUUGGUAAUGGGGGCAAACGUGUUCAAGGAAACCCCUUAUGCAAGCUCCGAUAAACGGUGCCAGCAUUGUGGAUGUGAGGGAUCUUAUUACCACCAACAAAACAACCACGGUUCGUCCUCAUUAAGAACGAAUUAUGGGCAGUUUAGAAUUGGGAAUUACUAUGCUCAAUGGACCAAGAAGUUUUGUGUCGGCAAUGGACCAACUGAUUGGGUACAAGAAUAUGCAAUUACGAAAGAAACGGGCAAAUUACUUGGAACGUUAGUGGCUCUGGCUGUUGCUCGAAUGGUCAAUCUGGAAAGCUUCAUCUGGGAUAUGCCUACGGGGGUGAUGCGAGAUGUCUUUCUUGCUCUUGCUUCAUUGGACGCACGCUCCAACAACCGAGAGUGUCGUCUCGAACGAGUCUGGAUUCGAUGGCACGACAAUCGUCAGAAGUGCCCCCUGUUCCAUAACUGGUCGUACCAACGGCCCGGUGUUGAGAAUUUGUACCAACGUGUCGAGUAUCCUACAUUUUCGGUUUUGCCGCCUUUGAAAUCGCUGAGCGUAUUGAACAUUGAUGAACCGGCAUAUUUGCAAGAAAUGGCUGUUCUCAUUGAACGUUCGCGGCACAAGCUCCGUGAACUGCGUAUCGGAAUGGCUUCUACUUGCUCUACGGAUGACUGGGUAUAUCCGACCGAAAUAGGACACCCAAGUGACACUCCACGAUCGUCGUUUCCGGGAUGGCCUAAAUCUGGUGGCGUGUUGUCGAUUUUAUUAAACAUGCCUGAAUCUGACGCUCUUUCAACCUCAUCAACGCCCACUGGAGAAUGGAUUGAGAGCAAAAUUCAGGAUAUUCCGUCCUCUCCGACUUUCAUUACACCUACCGAGCAAAACAGUGGCGUGGAUACGACUACGCAUAUGCUUGGCGAUUUAACAAUCAAUAGGGCGCAAGAUGGAGGGGCUUUUCAAAACGCAACAACUAUCAACACUGACUCGAAUUCUCCAAAGGCGGAAAUACCACUGGCUACAGAGAGAGAUUCAAUUGGAACGCCAACUGGAAAACAGGACAGGUUACAGCUGGAAACACUAGAACUGGAGAAUGUUGUCAUUUAUACGCCGUUGCUAAUCGAAGCCAUUGACUGGACCCGUCUUUCCACUCUUACUAUCCUUCACUGUGAAGAGCACGAAUCACUCUGGAGAGCAUUACGCAGGAAAUAUUCUCCUUCGGAAAGUAGCCGGCAAGGAUCGGAUAUCAUACCCCAAGACGCUUACCCUUUCAAACUAAAGCACCUUCAUACCGACCGUGUUUCGACUUACCUGAUGUUAUUCCUAAAGGAAGCUAUCGCUCCGAAUACACUGGAGAGCAUAUAUCUCCAAGAAGGGAGGUCUUAUACGACUGUUGUCUCUAUCGAGGCGAUAUACAAACACGUCCUGCGUCGACAGAGAGCUAGUCUGAGGAAGGUCCUGAUUGAUCGUUCACGCCGUGGCGAACUUGUGUCUAUCAACCAUGGCCAUUGGCGGGACUGGAUGCUUCCUAGGGAGGCCCUGGCAUUUGUGACAAGUGGGAAAAUGCCUCAACUCCGUGAGUUAGGCAUUGGCAUGGACCGCCGCGAUUGGCAUUUCUUCCUCCAGCGGCUUCCUAGACUAGCCAACUUGCGGGCUCUUUAUUUGCCCAAUAUGUUUGAUCCAACUCUUGGAAGGAACAAACAUCGAGAACUGGCUCUACAAAUACUGGAUAUUGUCACACUGCGGCCAGAGAUACAGUUAUGCUAUAUUGGAAUCGAGCACAAAUGCUUUGAAAUUCUUGAGACGCCGGUGAAUGAUAAAUUGGACCGUGACUCUCCCUGGUAUUCAGAAUCAGACACUGACAAUGCCGAUGAUCAUACCAACGGUCAUGACUCCGACUCUAACAGUGAGGAGGAUGAUAACGAUGGUGACGGCAAUGAUGAUGACUUUCAUACAAACCCUCAUGUCAUUCUUGAGCUUGACGAGGACACCGAUGAGGACAGCGAGUAUCGUCAUGGCAAUGGUUCACGCUUUGUCUUUAGACUACGUGAGAUUCUCUUCUACGACGACAAAAUAUCUGUCUUCAAAUCUCGUCACUGCAGUUUAUAA
Messenger RNA from Talaromyces marneffei, 2556 nucleotides. RefSeq lists its product as uncharacterized. The coding region runs from base 1 to 2556 and encodes 851 amino acids. NCBI's taxonomy places the organism in Eukaryota, Fungi, Ascomycota, Eurotiomycetes, Eurotiales, Trichocomaceae. Gene Ontology annotation, molecular function: protein binding. The transcript has 3 exons. The record is from RefSeq and is a predicted model, not a curated record.